UGAAGAGUUCUUUUGGCCAUAAAAAUCAUUUACGAAUGCAUAACUAGUAAAACUCGGCUAUCUUGUUUAUGCCUACAAGUUAUUUCCGGUUAUUACAGACCGGUUUCAGAAAGUCUUUAUAGCAAAGAAAACUAUCUAGUCAGGCAGACCAGGAAUCGCCAACGAGGAAGACAAAGCUAGUAGGGAAAAAAGAUUUGCCCUAGUCCCCAGCAUCAGGCAAGAAAGAAGUGUGAUCAACCGUCCAUCCAAUCACGAUGACGACAAAUACACAACAACCAGCUAAACCCUCUAAACUUAUCAAGCCCAAUUCUUUUGAGCCGAACAACCAUUGGGUAAAUAAAGGAUAUGAGAAACCGAUAGACCCAGUUGCCAAGUGCUUUUUGAAACUUGACAAGCCUUCUAUUGUGAGACGUUAUUGCAUGCUAAAUCCUAUGGUUAGUAAAGAAGAGUUGGAAACUUCAUUGGCAUACCAACCAAAGUAUUUCGUGUGGGCCGGGGCAGAUCUGAUGAAGGUCGCAACAAAAGAUGGACAGAAGAAAAUGGUGCUCAUUGAAAAUAAUUCUUGUCCAUCCGGUCAGAAAUACAUGCCUCUUGUGGAUGAAGAACAAAAAUAUGGAGGCUACCGUACCUUCUUGGAGCGUACUUUCAAGAGAGCUUUGAAUAGCACAAAGGUAAUUCAAGGGGAACUGGCUGUUCUUUACGACAAGAACCCCAUAGAAGCAUCUGGUUAUGCUCAUGCCAUGGCUGAUUUAUUCAAUGAAGAGGUCCAUUAUGUAUCUGCAUACGUUGACGAGAAAAGCCCAGGUUUUGAAUUCCGUGAUGGCGUCUUGCAUGUUUUUGGAGAGGAUCAAACGUGGCAUCCCAUCCGAGCGGCCUUCCGUUACGUCACUCAACGCCCAUGGAAUCGUCUUCCGAUCUCACCAAAGACUGUGAUUGUGAAUCCCUCCAUUGUGUGUUUAGCUGGUGGAAGGAACAAGCUACUUGCGUCCAAGGCCUAUAGCAGUUUCAACAAAGAGCUGAUGGAUACUGGAUUAGCUAUAAACACCCCACUUACCAUAUGUGACGUACAGAGGCGUGACAUCCCGAAUUGGGUGGCAAAAUUUGGUGGCCAGGCUGUAAUCAAGGUCCCUUAUAGCAACGCAGGUCAGGGAGUCUAUAUCAUUAAGAAUGAGGAACAACUACAAGACUUUCUUAAUAACAACCAUCCAUAUGAACUGUAUAUUGUCCAGGAACUAAUUGGUAUAAGAGAGGAAGGUCACGAAGGUGUCCAACGGUAUACCCACAUAGGGACCUUGCCCUCAGAAAAGGGAUGUGUCUACGUAUCUGAUGUUCGUAUGAUGGUUAGUUCCAGCCCUACAGGUCUCAGGCCCGUUGGAAUGUACUCAAGAAGAGCAGGUCGACCUAUCGUAGAUGGAUUCGGUGAAGUAAGUGACCACGCUGAGGCCUUCAUGACCAAUCUCUCUUUCAAGAAUCCAGACGGAACGUGGAAUUCAGACGUCGACAGGAUGAUUCGACAUGAUUGUCAUAAUUUCCUCCAGCUUGGCUUGGGAUUGGAUGACCUGAUCGAGGCAUAUGUGCAGACAGUGUUAUCAACAAUUGCUAUUGACAAGAUGGCACAAGCUUUGUGCGACGAAAAUGGUCAGUUCAGUAAAGAAGUCUUUCAGAGUCUGAAUAAUGAUUCCCUUUUGCUUUCUGAAAUUAUGAAUUCAUAAAAGCAGUGACGAGAGGAAACUAUAAAGAUGAGAUAACAUUAAAGAAAGCAAAGCCUUUACUUCUGAAAAAGGACAAAAACACUUAUUGAUUGUUGCAUAAGAACAAUUCAAGUUCUGCUAUAAUUUAUUAAGACUACAUAAGUAAGUUUAAUCUAUUUACCUGUGACCUUUAAGGAAAUUUAUGUCUACUUUGUAUGUAAUCGAGUAUUGUUAUCAUACUUAAAAAUCAACCACACCCUAAAUCCAUUGUUUGAUGUAGGUUCUUAAAUUCGGUGGAAAACCCAGAUUCUUAAAGCCGGCAGCGGAAUGAUAUCAACAGGGGAGAGCGGGGCUGAAUUAUAAACCCAGGAUAGGUUUUUAAUUACUUUUCCUUAUACUUGCCCGAGAGAACGCAAGGUAUGAAAACAAUACAAUUUUUAUUUCUAUCGGAACAAUAGAGUGCAAACGCGGAUAUAUUGUACUCUAUUUCCAAAAGAACAAAGCAACAGUAAUCUAUCUCUCUGAAUUCAUUAUAAUUUAGUAUUUCGUGUUUUGCAUCGAAACAAUGGAAUUUAGGGCUUAGUUGAUAUUUUAAGCCAGUUCAAAAGCACGGGCUCGGUUUUGCAUUAGAAUUCAAGACCUCGGGCCUGCGGCCCUCUGUCUUGAAUUCUAAUGCAAAACCUCAUCCUAGCGUUUGAACCUUUAUAUAUUGGUAGUUAAUAAGUUUAGUUCAUUGUCUUUCUAACACAUGUUAGGCCUAGGGCUAACGUCGAACUUUCCAUGCACCGAACUCAUUAAAAACAAUGGAUAUCAGGUGAUAAUGAGGCGGCAUUCUUUGACGUAAUUAAGUUCGGUGCAUGGAAAGUUCGACGUUUGCCCUAGGCCUUAUUUAGCCUUUCUAAAGUGCACUGCAUGCGCAAUACCAAAUCGACCCAGUUUUUGUUUCAAUCACGGUAUGACUAAUACAAUGCCCAUGCAUAUCAAGUUGUGUAAUGGUGACCGGCAUACAUCGUACACUACACACGUUCGUUGAGAAAAAGAAUGAACGAUUCAAAGAAUCGGCAAGUUUCAAGGGCGGAUCCAGGGGGAGGAUCGGGGGGGUCGCGACCCCCCUGUCAUUCCUGAGGUCAAAUGGGAUUCCUGUGGUAAAAAUG
This is a messenger RNA of Actinia tenebrosa (Australian red waratah sea anemone), 2845 nucleotides long. RefSeq lists its product as uncharacterized. The record is from RefSeq and is a predicted model, not a curated record. Lineage: Eukaryota; Metazoa; Cnidaria; Anthozoa; Actiniaria; Actiniidae.